CGGCUGAGUGGGCGCGAUGGCACGAAGAAGUCGAUCCGCGGAAGGAGGGGAACGAAGCAAAACGACUUACUAUACUAACGCGCUUAUGCGAGAGUAUCUGCCGCAGAUGGUUGAAGAGCGGAGACUUCGGAUUGAACGGGAGGUGGAGGAAGAACGUCGACGAAAAGAAGAAGAGACGAGGCGAGCAAGAGAGGACAAACGGUUACUACGACAGGAGGAGAGACAAAAACUCGAAGAAGAACGGGACGCAAGGCUGUUGCGGAUCGUGCACAGUGAGAUGCGCAAGGAGCGGGACAAGGAGCGGGAAAAGUAUGAGAAAAAAGUGAAAUCAAGAAAAGCACCGAAGAAAUCUAAGCAUAGGCUAGGACGGAUGGAAAGGAAAAGAUGGAGGGGAGACGCACCUGACAGGAGGAAUGUGUACCAGAAGGACACCGGGAAGAUCAUCGAGAUUCGCCUAGAAGACAAGACAGAAGCGACCGUUAAAAUUGUCGAAACAUUACGUAGUCUCACCAUACACAAGGGAGAUGUGACCAUAUACUGUAGCGGUGGAAAAACAUGGGUUGAUAGUUGGAGAGUGGUGAGGAGACUGUUCGGAGAGACUUGGGUGAAGUACGGGAAGGGAACGAGACCAUUGCGGCGUUGCAAGAUGAAGUUCGAAAGUACUGGUACCAUUAUCCUUCGACGUGUUACCGAGGCAUCGCCAUCAGCUUUAGCACUGAAGGACACCAUGGUCAAGAUGUUCAAGAAUCCUCAGCUGCAGAAAAAGCUUCGGGGAAGAAGCCUGGUGGAGUUGGUGAGAUUUUACAAUGCGGUAAAGACGUUUGCUACCAAGCGUAGUAGAACGAGGGCGAGAUUGAUGAUCUCCAGGGCGGUCCGUGAGAGUUUUGAAGUGAAUGUGAGAUCUAGAAUUAUAGUGAAGGUCCAGUAUGACGAGAGAAUCAGGAAAAGGGAAAUUAUGAGAGUUGUUAGGAGGAGGAUCGGCGGUAUGCAGAUCGAUAGUACUCUGAAGGAAAUGGUAAAGCGAAGAUCACGGGUUGUAUGAAAGAAGUGCCCAAAUGUGGGUGACAUACUCCACAACCACCGACGUUCAGCGUCGGUACGUGUGUCUAGUUGUUCGUGCGCUGGUAUGCCCUACCCCAAGAGGAAUGGGCACGCGCAUUUCCGGAUCGGGGAACUCGAAGGAGUACCUCGCAUCUAAUGGAAGGCCAAAAAUUCGCACAAGUUGUUAAUGCAAGGCAAAAAAUUCAGGGUUUUUCGCCGCAUCGCUACAAACAAUGUUGUCGAAAUGUUUGCUAACAAACUGUGCAGGGUCAU
Messenger RNA from Chara braunii, 1314 nucleotides. The record is from the annotation of a GenBank genome assembly. NCBI's taxonomy places the organism in Eukaryota, Viridiplantae, Streptophyta, Charophyceae, Charales, Characeae.